GUCAAAAGGACACCUGUUUGUCACUCGAACCCCAAAACUACCAUCGAUAAUUGGACACAUCGUUACAAGUUGAAACCCGGAUACCAUGUCGUUGGAGUCUCCGACCGGCUUGUCGGUAGCAGUUCACAUCGAUGGCCGCUCGCUGCCGGUCUUCUCGCCCAAACACACCAGGGAACCCCUGGGUACGGAAAAGUCGGAAGGAUGGAUCUGUAGCCAAGUCGACAAGAUAUACUCCAUCCAGCUGGAUUCGACGGCCUGGAGGGCACGCGCUUCUGGCUUCAAGGAUUUGCAGCUCAUAGUCAUGGUGGAUGGAGUGAUUACGGAGAAGAGAGCUCUGCAGGAAAUUUAUUCCGCUGUGACUGUUAUGAGUGGGCCUUCAAAGGCCGCGGCAGAGGUCUGGCCAUACAAAUUCGAGAAACCGAAAUUGCAGGAAGAAAAUCACGAUGAAACGGCUGGACCAUUGAACACUGCCAUCGGCACGAUUGAAGUCCGGAUCGUACGCGUCGUAUAUGACCCGCAGCCCAAGCCUUUCGUUCCGCAAGGAAUGCCGAAGAUGACCUCGUCGAUGUCUGAGAAGCAGAAGAAAGGCGCUCUUUCUGCAGUCACUCAGUUUGGGGAAACCGUCAAAGUCCGGCCCACCAGCUCCGUUUCGGUCGUACUCUCACAAGAUUCCGCGGAAUACCCGUACUGCAGACUCGUCCUCCGCUACGCUUCCAAAGACAUUCUCACAGCGAUGGAUAUCAUUCCAGUCGAACGAAGGGAGAGAGUCUCGCCUCCAGUAUCGCCCGAACCAGAGGUCGCUCGCGUCAAACAACGAGAGGAGAGUCCUGUCCCGGCGGUCUCGGCGGCGGCAGACAGGCUCCGCCGAGCCAGGGAAGAACUUGAGAAAGCUGAAAGGGAGAAUGCUGCCUUGGAAGCGUCCAUCGCUUCAAGGUCGGGAGCGGGAGCGCCAUCGGGAUCUGGGAAGAGGAAGCGAGGAGCGGGGGACGUCAAGGAUGAGGAAGACGAGGAAGACCUCUUGCGAGCUAGAAAGAAGAUGGAGAGGGAGAUGAAGGACGCUCUCAAGGACUAUGACGGGACUGCCAUCGACCUCACCGAGGAGGAAAACUUUGCGCCCGUCUUCGUCAAGGGGGAGACGAUCGAUUUGACCGACGAUUAGCACGAACAUUACGACUUUUGAUUCAGCUUGGGCUUCGACAACAAUAAUGACAAUAACUUCACGAAACCUAUCAGAUGAUUCUACGUUUGUACCAGACUAUCAGAUAUCCGAUCCGCAGUCGAUUACGUUUCUCGUAGCCCGCUUCGUAUACCACUUCUCGUCCGGGUGCGUCUCCAACAAGACCUUCAGUAAGACUUAGUCCGGAUACUAUGUAGAAUGAUUCUACGUAAUGACCUAAGCCCUUGCCGAGACCCGGUCAAGCGACGCUCUAGCUGUACACGCCGGGAUAGCUUGUGGCUGCCAGGCUUCGUCGCUAUUAUGGGAAUAGCCGAAUCGAACCGAGCUUGCCUCGCUCGUUCACCACAUAUUCUUCAAUCGCCGAUCGUUGUCAUU
Filobasidium floriforme is the source of this 1552-nucleotide messenger RNA. RefSeq lists its product as uncharacterized. Lineage: Eukaryota; Fungi; Basidiomycota; Tremellomycetes; Filobasidiales; Filobasidiaceae. Bases 86 to 1159 code for a protein of 357 amino acids. The transcript has 5 exons. The record is from RefSeq and is a predicted model, not a curated record.